AUGACAAACUUACGAAAGUUCAAGCGGAUUCAGAUCCAGCAAUUGGCGAACAACAGGCAACACAAGCUAAUUACCAUACCUUCAAACUUUCAGGCACAACAAAGGAUUACAUUGAGUUUUGAAAGUUUUUCGUAUGAACAAAUAGCAAAUAAACGAACGAGGCUUGCUCAUUUGGACAUGGAACAGUCUCGCAAUGUGAUUACGGCAGCAUUUACUUGGCUGAAGCAGCCGUAG
Leptosia nina is the source of this 234-nucleotide messenger RNA. The record is from the annotation of a GenBank genome assembly. Lineage: Eukaryota; Metazoa; Arthropoda; Insecta; Lepidoptera; Pieridae.